Messenger RNA from Effrenium voratum, 1218 nucleotides. NCBI's taxonomy places the organism in Eukaryota, Dinophyceae, Suessiales, Symbiodiniaceae. The record is from the annotation of a GenBank genome assembly.
AGCCACUGGAGGUCCCAGCUCUUGACAUUGGCCAGCCACAGUGGGGGGAGUCGUAGCGAGCAUAUCCGGGGGAUCCGCUCGCCAUCGACUUCAGAGCAGCGGUGGUUCCUUUGCCCUCGCAGAUGGCGAUGCUGGGCAGACACCUUCUGGAGCUGCCGCCGAGCGCCCUGGAGAUUUGUGCGGACUGGCUGACCGCGUCGGAGUUCCUCUCCCUCCGGAGGACAUCGAGAUCGGCCUUGCACAGUGGCGUCUUCUCUGCUGGAUGCGUGCCGCGCCUCAGAUGCCUCGUGCGGAAGGGCGAGAUGACGGGGGAGGCCGUGAGCCGCUUGUACUUCCCCAGCUUGAAGGUGAUCGUCUUGCACGCCUCCCUGCGUGAGCUGAACAGCAUCGUCCGGAACCUGUGCUGCAAGGCCGCGGAGCUACGGAAUCUGGAGGUGCUGCGCCUUGAGGCCCCAGCACGGCACCAUCUGGGGGACACCAGCGUGCGGAUGCUGGCAACAGCCAUGAGGUCCUGGCCCUGCCUCAGGGAGCUCGGGCUGCGUGCUCCGACACUCCAGCGCCCAGUUGGGCGACGCGGUGGCCGCUUCGGGCUUGGCUCGCCUGGACUUGGCAGGCGCGCAGAUGACCGCCUCAGGUUGGACGCACCUCAUCCGACAGGUUGCUCUCGCACCAGGGCGGCGCAAGAUCGUCCUGGGCGUGUCCUCUCACGAGCCAGCAGCUGCCCUGCGGGACCUGAUCCGCUCCUCCGGCGCGGCGCUGGAGGUGGAAGUGGCACAGAAGGAAUGCUCCUCGCCUCCGCGCUGCGACUGCUUGUGCCGCCUGGAUUCUGGCUUCCCCAGAGCGCCGAUGCCCGGCAGGAGAGAUGCGCGCCGGCUCUUUCACAGCGAGCCGCCCCAGGGGGACGUGUUGGUCCGACCGGUGGAAUCCCGCUGCCGUGAUCCAGGCCCGCCCACUGGGCCAAGGCAAUGCUCCCGCGCGUCUUCAAAGACUCCGCAGGUGCCCUCGGCCGAAGUUGCGGCGCUGCUGCAGCAUUCCGGCCGCCUGGACGACGAAGGUGGGAGGCGGCUGAUCCAGGGGGCCACCCUCCUGGAUGAGGUCAUGAUGAGCUCAUUCUCACCCCGGGGUAUCUCUGGGAACUCUUGUCGGGUGCCCUUGACUUCGGCGACAAGGAGGGGUCCUUGUACUUCCCCCUUGGGUCAAGCAUCGCCUCGUCCCACG